AUGAGGACACUAAUCUCUUGUUGUUUAUGCCUUCAAUGUUUCUCCGGUUUGGGAACAGUUUGCAAGAAGUGCAUAGAGAAGAAGUUCAAUGAAGAAAAUCUCAACGCUUGUCCUGUCUGCAACGUUGAUCUUGGUGUUGCUCCUCUUACUCGGCUCACGGCCGAUUCACAUUUGGAACACAUGAUGUCAAGAUACUUCGUACCAAAGCCAGAAAGCGUAAAGCCAGGGCCUCCUUUGCAAUACUCUAGGAAGAAGAAGUCACUUCUUGCUUCUACAUCUAAUGCAGAAUCCUUACCUGAGCCAAACACUGAUGCUCCAAUGGAAGCAGAGAAGCUUGGAGAGAAAGUUAAAGAUCUAGUUCUUCAGAACCAGCGCUCGUCUUCAGUGUCAAGGAAGCGUCCAGGGAAAAAUCCAAGUCCUCAAAGCCUCUCAACGAAGGCUAAAGAGCUUGCUGUAGCACCGACAUCUAGCGAAUGCAUGCAAGAUGAUGAAGAGCUUACGAGUUUGGUUGACCGUGUUGAUAACGCUUUGAGCAUCUCUCCAGAGAUCGAGGAAAGGUAUUCUCUGAGAUCUCGAAUCAAGAAGAACAUGAAUCCAUCUGGAGAGGGAUCUUCACAAGGAACAAAGAAAAAGCUCAAAACAAGUGGUAAACCAGUUUGGUUUAGACUAGUCGCUAUGGAGAAUCAGGGAACAAGUAAUCCACUUGCGCAGAUCGGUGGUACUCCUAACACCUGGUUCAAAGCCGAUGGAAACGUAAGUGCCUUACUUGUCAUGAAGAUGAUAGUGCAGAAGCUCAGUCUCGAAAGCGAACUCGAUGUGGAGUUGUUCCUAAGGGGAGAGCAAGUGAGUUCGACGCAGAAGCUGCAGACUUUGGAGGAUUGGUGGGUGGUGACCACUCCGAUUGAAGAGCAGGAAAGCGCCAUGGCUGGCAGCUCCGGCGCCAGGGUUGGGAGCUCCGGCGCUGACUUUGUCAUGGUGAUUCACUAUAGCCGCUCUCUCCUCUUUCACUAA
Molecule: messenger RNA, 1011 nt
Organism: Microthlaspi erraticum
Lineage: Eukaryota; Viridiplantae; Streptophyta; Magnoliopsida; Brassicales; Brassicaceae
Source: the annotation of a GenBank genome assembly